Drosophila hydei is the source of this 1914-nucleotide messenger RNA. RefSeq names its product protein distal antenna-related. Bases 411 to 1643 code for a protein of 410 amino acids. The record is from RefSeq and is a predicted model, not a curated record. Lineage: Eukaryota; Metazoa; Arthropoda; Insecta; Diptera; Drosophilidae. The transcript has a single exon. Gene Ontology annotation, molecular function: DNA binding.
AGCGAACUCUGCUUGACAGAGUAACAAGUUGUUGUGGUGGUAAACUGCUCUUUCGUUGUUCUUGUUGCUGAAUUUCUCUCGUGCCUGUUCUCCGAGAGAGCAUGAGCACGUGUGCCUGUGAGUGUGUGAGUUAGUAAAUGGGCAUUCGUUUAUGUGCACACACACAUACACAUGGCUGUGUAUGCUGUGUUCAUGCUCUUCGCCGCAAACGUGUUGAACUCGCUUUGGAGCAAGCACAGCUUCGACAGGACAACGUUCGCCGAAUUAAAAUCACAUCCUUCUGUUAAUUCGAAGAGUGAACAACAAUUGCCGCAAUACUCGCAGUUACCAGUUGUUUUAUUCGUGUAAACUUGACCAGCGCGCAUAGAAUAUCGCAAUCGUUUGCGGUCAAUUUAAAUAAAUAUUUUAAAAUGGACAUAUCAGCCUACCAGCAUAUGAAUAUUCGAAUGAGUACUCGGGGCAAACGCCCACUACGAAAUUUAACGCCGAACGAUAAAGUGCGGGCAAUUCAAAGAAUUCAUAAUGGCGAAACAAAAGCCAGUGUUUCCAGGGACAUAGGAGUUCCAGAAUCAACGCUACGUGGUUGGUGUAAAAAUGAGCAAAAAUUAAGAUUCAUGUGCCGUCAAUUGGGCACAGACAACUUGGGGCUGCCCAGCCUUGAUACGCCUCCAGAAAAACGCGCCAAAUUCGAACUACAAUUGCUGCCUCCGAAAUUUGCAACAAUGCCCAAUUAUGAUGAUCUCAGCAUUGGCAGUUUGCCGUGCCAAGCGAUGACCUACACAACUCACAACGAGGCACUGCUGGAAAAGUUUGCAUUAGUCGAGUUUAUAAAACAAAAGAGCUUGAACCCCGAAGCAAUCCAGCAAAUAACGGAAGCCCACGCUGCCAGCAAAGAUUCCGCUUCACCAGUGUCGGGCUAUUCAACCAGCAAUAUGGUGCAUCAGAUUAACUUAUUGGCACUUUUCAAUUCCAAGUUGUCGCCCAAGCUUAAUUUUACGGAACCAAACAACAUACCGAAUCCAAAGCCUGACUGCACUCCUACUACGCUAGAAGAAGCCAAAAAAUAUAAUUGUCCCUUGCUGAGUGUGAAGAACUGGGCGAAGGAUCCAGCCAAGCACAAUCCAUCGCCCACCCAAACUCAAUACAUUAAUGAUAAUAACAAUAAUGAUAUUGACUGUGCUUUUACAUCCACAACAACUCCAAGCAUGAACAACAACCAGGCUGCGCUUCCUUCCAUGAUUCAACCCAUAUUCGAAGCUCAAUCAAGCCAAACAGCUGUAAAUUCUACACAAGUGGCAGAUGGCGAUGGCCAGGGUGGAGCUCUUUUGGAUUGGUGUAAAAUGUUCAGCGCAAGUUUGAAUUUCUUUGCAUUCGCUGCAGCUGCUGCUGCUUCUAUGCAUCCUGCAGUUGAUGGGCUGCCUAGUGCGAUGGAGUCGACAAGUGGAACGAAUGAUGUGCUGAAGCGGUUGAGUCCUUCGGUUCACAGCGAGUCUUCCAAAGAAAGUUUUUAUGACAGCGAACCAGAAGAUCUGUCUGUGCGGUCGAGUGCUUCAAAAGUCUCCAGUCCGGCUAACAGCAGAUCACACAGUCCCGAUAAAAGCAGUACGGCCAGCACUUCAAUACAUAGCGAUGCUGAUCAAUAGUCAAUUUCGGAGCUACCACUGUAGAUAAUUCUAAAGUAUUUCUAAUUCUUGAAUCGUCCUUAAGUAGCGUAGUCAAAUCCAAUCCCAUCCUAUAAGUUAUUCUUCCCGGGCAAGAUAACAGUUGCAAGUUUAAUCUUAAAAUUGUAUCCAAGCAAUAAUACCUAUGAAAUUAUUACAACUUAUUACAACUAAUUAGUUUUAAUGUCGCAACAUAACCAUCAUUGACUGUGUAUAAAAACCAAAUGCAAUAAGCCUCCAAAAGUAAAAGUUC